Messenger RNA from Myripristis murdjan (pinecone soldierfish), 3361 nucleotides. It is a transcript of the gene hhipl2, whose product is annotated as HHIP-like 2. Lineage: Eukaryota; Metazoa; Chordata; Actinopteri; Holocentriformes; Holocentridae. The transcript has 9 exons. The coding region runs from base 1 to 2415 and encodes 804 amino acids. The record is from RefSeq and is a predicted model, not a curated record.
AUGACGCGGACACGGGAUGCUGCCCUCCAUCCAAGCGGAGCCAGCUGUGCGCCUUUACGCGUGGCGGCGGAACCAGGAUCAGCCGCAAAGCCCCUGAGCUUUCCUGAGCUCAGCGUGAUCGUGUCAGUCCUGUUGCUCAUCCCUGCUCAGCUAGUUUUACCACACCCUCAGUGCCUGGACUUCCAGCCGCCUUUCAAACCUCCGUGGCACCUGGAGUUCUGCACGCAGUAUGAGCAGUUUGGCUGCUGUGACCAGAAAACAGACAACAGCAUUGCGGAGAGAUACUGGGACAUUAUUGACAUUUUGGGUUUGCCGGGAUAUGAGCUUUGUGGUGACAUACUGAAAGAAAUUAUGUGCCAGGAGUGCUCUCCUUACGCCGCCCAUCUCUAUGAUGCUGAGGACCCCUACACCCCUGUCAGAGAGCUCCCUGGCCUUUGCUUCGGCUUCUGCUCAGAGUUUCACGCUAAAUGUCGGCACUUGGUUAAAUAUUUAACCGGGAACAAGGUCCUGCAGGAGGCCAGCGAGCGAGACAUGACCACCUUCUGCAGCAUGGUCGACCUGGCCGACCAGGAUUACUGCUACCCCAACGUUUUGAAGAACACCGGCCUCAACGACAACCUGGGGAAGGUGGUGGAGGACCGCAGAGGCUGUCUCCAGCUGUGCCUGACCGAGGUGGCCAAUAGCCUCAGGAACCCCGUGCUGAUGCUGCACAGCCACGACGACACGCACCGCAUGUUCAUCGCCGAGCAGGUGGGCUUCGUGUGGGUCUACCUGCGUGACGGCAGCCGUCUGGAGCAGCCCUUCCUGGACAUGAGCGGGGAGGUGCUGACCACGCCCUGGCUGGGGGAUGAGAGGGGCUUCCUGGGCAUGGCCUUCCACCCCCAGUACAGGGACAACGGGCGCUUCUUCAUCUACUACUCCAUCCUGGUGAACAGCCAGCUGGAGAAGAUCCGAAUCAGUGAGAUGAGGGUCUCCAGCCAUGAUAUGAAUAUGGCUGAUCCUUACUCAGAGAGGGUCAUUCUGGAGAUCGAAGAGCCGGCAGCAAACCACAACGGAGGUCAGCUGCUGUUUGGUCUCGAUGGAUAUUUGUACAUCUUCACCGGAGAUGGUGGAAAAGCCGGGGAUCCGUUUGGGAAGUACGGCAAUGCACAAAACAAGAGUGCUCUGCUGGGAAAGGUCCUCCGCAUUGAUGUGAAUGGGAGCGACCUCAGUGGGAAGCCCUACAGGAUCCCCCCCGAUAAUCCUUUCCUUAACGACCCAGGUGCCCGGCCAGAGGUGUUUGCAUACGGGGUCCGAAACAUGUGGCGCUGCUCGGUGGACCGCGGGGACCCCGUCAGCCGCUACGGCAGGGGCCGGAUAUUCUGCGGAGACGUGGGCCAGAACCGCUACGAGGAGAUUGACAUUAUUGUCAAGGGAGGAAACUACGGCUGGAGAGCCAAGGAGGGCUUCGAGUGCUAUGAUCUCAAACUGUGCCACAAUACCUCCCUGAAUGACACUCUUCCUAUAUUUGCAUAUGCUCAUCACGUUGGGAAAUCUGUGACUGGAGGCUAUGUGUACAGAGGUUGUGAGUCACCCAAUUUGAAUGGCCUAUACAUCUUUGGAGACUUUAUGAAUGGGCGGAUCAUGGCUUUGGAGGAGGAUAAGAUGACGGGAAACUGGAAGGAGAGGAGUGUGUGUAUGGGCGACACAAAGACUUGCUCUUUUCCUGGACUGAUCAACCAUCACCACAAAUUCAUCAUCUCCUUCGGUGAAGAUGAAGCCGGGGAGCUUUAUUUUCUCGCCACCUCCUACCCAAGCUCCAGUUCUCCUUUUGGGACAGUUUUCAAAUUCAUGGAUCCAUCCAGGAGGGCGCCUCCAGAGAAAUGUAAGCAGAAGCCGCUCCCUGUCAAAGUGAGGGGGAAAAAAGUUCCUUUUACUCCCAGAGAAUUGACUGUGCUGGCCGUCAAUGAAAAACCGACCAGGCCUCCACCUAGAAAAUUCAAAUUCACCACCAAACCACCAGAGACGAGCCGGUCCAAGCCUACCUCGACCACGGCCAGCGUGACGACAGCAAGCUCCACUCUCAUUCCUCAACGGAAACCAGCUGAUAAGAAAGCGCUCAAGAAGAACAAACUGAACAAACUGAUGAAAAAGAAGGUGCUGAGCAAACAGGCAGCUGUUGCGCAGAUGAAGAACACCGCUUUGAAGCAGAAAUCCAACGCACAGGGGAAGAAGCCCGCCGUGAAAAAGCCCAACGGUAAAAAAGCCAAAGCACCGCCAAAGAAGGCCCCUCUGGAAAAAGCCAACAAUCAAACAGUCGCCGCAAAGUUAAAGAAGAAAGCUCCGAAAACCCUCAGCAAGCCGAAAGUAAAAAAAAAUCCAAAGAAAAAGGAGAAGUCCUUUAAAGAAAGGGGCACACAAUCAGCUUGGACAUAAGAACAGUAUUAAGGCCAAAAUAUCAACAUGUUCGCUCAAAGCCAUUUUUCUUGGCUUUGUCAAAGCCAAGAAAAAUGAUGCAAAAUAAAGUCCAGGUCAAACACAUGAAAUCCAGAGAAGCCAAAGUGCUUUGAAAAUAUACAGAGGUGACUAGAAUGUAACUAAUUACAUUUACUCACAUUGCUGUAAUUGAGUAGCUUUUUUGUGUCAUUUUACUUUUCCUGAAGUACAUUUUUACUUGAGUAUUGCACUUCAUUACAUUUUAAAUCAGAUCCAUCACUGAAGAACAAACGGUCAAUGACAGAUUGUGGAACCUUUCACAAUAAAAGCUCAGUCAGCAAAGGCGAGAAGACGGACCUGCAUCUGAUUUGUUGGUGCUACUUUUUGUUGUUUUCAAAUUUCACAAUAAAAGGUGCACAAAUAAAAUGAGUUUUACAGUUUACAGUUUCCUCACCCCAGUCAACCCUCAGCAACUUUGUGCAAUGCACCUUUUAAAAAAAUGUAGUUUGAAGCCUGUUCUCUCCUCCUUUUCUCACUGCUGACACAGUUACUGUUUGGAAAAAGAAACUAAGUCACUUUUACUCUCAGUACAUUUUAAAUUAGCUACUUUUUUAUUUUUACUGCAGUAGAUUUUUACAGCAGUACUUCUACUGCAGUGAAAUAAGUAACAGUACUUCUACUUGAGUAGCAAGUUGUUGUAAUCUUUCCUCCACUGGAAAUGUAUGUCCUUAGUUUGACUGAGUCAUGGUAUUUUGUGUGCACAAUACAAUCAGUGUUAUAACACACACAACCUUUGCAUGUAGUUGUGUAUUUAAUGAGAACAUUUAUUUUAGACUGCUGUGAAGUCAUUUGUUCAAGUUACUCACUGCUCUGGCUGUGUUUAAAACAUAUGAAAUAUGUCUGAAGUGGAAAUAAGCAGCAAAGAGAAAUAAAAAUACAAAAAGGC